Pelobates cultripes (western spadefoot toad) is the source of this 18238-nucleotide messenger RNA. The record is from the annotation of a GenBank genome assembly. Lineage: Eukaryota; Metazoa; Chordata; Amphibia; Anura; Pelobatidae.
AUGAAGCUGCUUUACCUCUCAAUGCUCCUGUUAGUCUUUUUGACUAGACUGGAAGCAAGACCUCAGAUUACAGGUAAGACAAAAAGAAAUCUCAAAUAUGUCAAAAAUGCCUGGAAAUAAUAUGUAAAAGCUUACUACAGAUCUAACAUCAGUUAUCAGAUGGUGUUUCUCAUCACAUAGGAACACAAGUGUAGAUCUGUUUAAAAUCUAUUUUCUGACGAUGGGAGGACCUUUAUAUAUUCUCUUUGUUUUAUUCCACCACUUGAUGAGUUGGAUUAUAUCAAAAUACUUCUCUGUAGCUUGUAAAUUCGGUACCAAGGAUACAGAACUUGGCGACCUUGCUGGCCUCCCCAUCAUCUUCAACAGUGUUGCUCUAUCAAUAAUCGUUAUCUGUGAUUUCAUAGAAAAUGUGUAAAGAGCAGAACAUUUAAGGAAUGACUACAGUCAUGAUCUGUUUCACUGAUUCUUGUAUGAUAAAUUGAACUUUUAAUCCACCAAGUAUAGGGGAGCAGUUUCAAACCCCCAUCAGUCAGGAAGGGCAAAAAAUACCACCAACAGGUGGACAAUGGAGAUCAUUGACAUGUAGCUAUAUAACUAUGUAUUUAUGUUUCAUCUUCUUCAGAAACACCAGCAAAAAAGCACAUAAAAGUAAAACAAGGCUGAUUUUUGCUUUCCAGAAAAUGUAUACACAGUUGAAAAAUGCAGGUUUUAGGAUUAAUGUUAAGCUAAAAUAUUGUAGCAAAAUAUAACUUUUUUGUUAUUUUUUGGUACUAUUUUUAAAUUGUUCUUGUGCAUCCAUCACAUAAUUGAUUCAUUUAAAAAAACAAAAAAAAAAAACAGAUAAAGGGAUAUACUUGCAAUUUUGUAGCAUAUAAACUCAUGUGUUAUAAUGUGAUAUAAAGGCCAGAUAUUCUAAAAAAAAAAAAAAAGCAUAAAUAGUCUUUUAUCUGAAAAAGCAAGUAAAACCCCACUAAGACUGCACAGAAGGUGGUCUCCAUGGAUCAGCAAGGCCUGUCUGCCAAGAGAUUUACAAAGACUGAACUUUUUCCAGGCAUUUGAAAUUCGAUUUGCUGUACAGACUUGCGACAUGCUAGGGAAAUAUCUGUAACCUCAAACAACCACAGCUUAUUUAAAGAGAGCCCUUUUGUUUGUAGACUUUACACAUGAUCUAAAAGCAAACAUUUUGCUUUGCCAAAAUUAUGUCAAUAUGCCACAUUUUGCUUCCUUUGCUGCUGCGGUAAAAUCCUGAUGUUCAAGCAAACUUAAAUAAUGCUUUACUGUUUUAAUAUGACAAGACAUACUGUAUGCCUUACAUUAAGGCAGGAGAAUACAUCUCCAACUAACCUAAUUCCCAUCAUGAGCUGCCAUUUGUAGUCUAGAUUAAACUGAUGGGAAUUUUUCAGCAUCAUUUAUAAUGUUGUAGUUUACCAUCAUCCCUCGGUCACUGCAGCAGUUGUUAUGAGGACUAUGUAUUAGGAACUGUUGCAUCUGUGUGCAAGGUCUUUUUUGUAACUGAGGACCAAACGUUACAUGUUUUAGAUAUAUUUUAAAUGUUGUAUAUUUUUUAUAGAUAUGUGCAGGUUAUUGUAAUUCUUUGUUUUUUACCAUGAUUACUUAUGCAUCUGUGAGUUAACAAUUCAAUAUGAAGUGCCACACAUAGAAAUAUGAUGUAGCUUUCAUUUUAUCCUCACAGGAAAUUUUGCAUCUUUACUACACAUUUGUCACUUUUCUGUAAAAUUAUUAGACAAGAAUUCCCUCUCAUAUGACUGCUGUGCAUUUUAAAAAUGUAAAAGGUGCGCAUGUUUCAAAUCCUGAUUAAACACCUAAAUAAAAAAUAAAGUUUUUUUAUUAUUAAAAUAUUAUUAUAAUUCAAAAAUAAAAAAAUAUCAUUAAAUUUUAUUUAGCUUGCCAACUUUAAUUAAUUAAAAUGCUGUCCAGUAAACCUAGCACUUGGAUCAUGUGAAAAAUGUGUUAUAUAUUUUUUCAAGGCAGCUUUUUAUCUACAAAAAGACAUGGGAUCUCAUGAAAUUACCAGCAGUAAAAUAUAAAAAUGUUGGUAAGAGUAUUUAUCAGCUAUAUUCUACAUUCAGUUUUUAUGCAACAGAAGAAAGGUUUCAUCACAAAUAAAUCAUCAAUAAAAUUAUUUGGCACUCCCAUAAUCUUUGCAUCCCUACUGUCUGACAUGUUUUCAGUACAGAGAAAACCCUAUUAUAUCUGGACCUCUCAGCCAGGUAAUUCUAUAAUUCUAUAACACUAUGAUCCCUUCAAUGAGAUGAAACAGUUAUGGUACCUACAAUGUCUCUUUAAUUAACUUUGUCACUGUCGUUGUUGAAAACCGCUAACCACUACUCAAACCCACAGCACUGAGAAGGUUUUUGAAAACCACAGUGCUGUGGUGCAAUGGGGAGAGAUCAUCAACCCUUGCUCUACACAGUUAAAUUAAAAAGAAACUCUGGGGCUUCAAGACGCAGAUGAAUGAGUCAAGAGAUAAAGAUCCAAGUUCCUCCUUACUCAAUGUAUGCCAAAUAGAGAUCUUGAAAAAACUGUGAAGGGUUCCCCUGGCAAAUGAUGAGUUAUAUCCAUAUCUACCACCAAUUUUUCAUCCUCCAUUUCCUGAACAUAUAUAUUAAAUUUGUUUCCAAAUGGUAUAUUCAACUCUCAGAGUACAGACUAGUUUCAUUUUUUCUUUGCAGAAGAGCAUACAAUCUGAAUUAUUAAUUUAACUGUACUCAGUAGAGAGAUGUAUUUUGGUAAUUUGUUUCUUAAUUUUUAUUUCUGUUUCUAUAUUUCAGAGAAAAAAUGUAAAACUGGUCCAAUGGAUCUUGUCUUCAUAAUUGAUAGCUCGAGAAGUGUUCGACCUUUUGAGUUUGAAAGCGUGAGAAAGUUUAUGAUUGAUAUCAUUAAUUCACUUGACAUUGGUCCUACAUUGACAAGGGUGGGAGUAGUACAAUACUCCAGUCAAGUACAAAAUGUUUUCUCUCUCAAGACCUUUUCUAAAAAGUCUGACAUAGAAAAAGCAAUAAAUGAAUUCGUUCCUCUGGCACAAGGAACAAUGACCGGCCUGGCAAUCCAGUACGCCACAAAUGUUGCCUUUACCAUUGAAGAAGGAGCUAGGCCAUUGUCACAAAGAAUUCCAAGAGUUGCAAUUAUUGUGACUGAUGGUAGACCUCAGGAUCGUGUUACAGACGUGGCAGCUCAGGCUCGUGAUGCUGGUAUAGAAAUCUAUGCAGUUGGUGUCCAAAGGGCAGAUGUAACUUCACUAAGAGCCAUGGCUUCCCCACCACUUGAUGAUCAUGUUUUCCAUGUUGAAUCAUUUGAUCUCAUUCAGCAUUUUGCAAUUCAGUUUCAGGAUAAGCUAUGUGGUGAGUUAAAACUGUUUUAGUUUCACUAUUCAACAUUCAUUUUGGAUUGUAUACACCCCACUAAAGUAUAUAGUUGGCCCAUAUCAUUUGGGGGGAAAAUGUUCCACUCUACUUUUCUCUCAAGCAUUGAGAAAACAUAGCUUACACCUACAUAAAGAGAAAUUAUAGUAAAAAAAUGUAUAAAAGCUGUAUACAGUAUACAGUAAAUACAUAGUAGUUAUAUACUUAGCUUUCUAAAGAUGGACCUUUUAAGGUUUCUCCUGAAUAGCUUCUUUCACAUCCAGCAUACAAAAAAAAAAAAAAAACAUACGGGGUGGGGUUUCAGCUGAUCCUAGAAAAAGAUAUACAUGAAAAUAAUAUUGCAGUAUUGCAACAAUGUAAAUUGCUAUAUAGUUAUCAGUUCCACUCAAAAGAUAUUUGAACAUAUAGUGCCUCAAAAUCUCACUGGUAUUUCCGAGGGGUCUGCCAAUAUACCUAGUUUGUUGACGGUCUCCACGGGAAUACUCAAGAACACCGGGUGUGAAUUUAAAAAGAUUAUUCCAAUAAAUAUUAAAAGCAAAAAUAGGUCAUGUUCAUUUUUUUAAAUUCAAAAAGUACAGUUUAAUUAGUAGGAUGCCUUGACUGGAAAGGGAAGAAAACGACCAUAAAGAACAAUGUUUUAUUUAGCUCGUUCUUAAAAUAUCUUAUGAGUAAAUCCCAUAGCAUCACUGUAUGAAAAGUUAAUUAUAGCACCAAUUUCCAAAUAACUCAUUACUGGCAAUUUGUUUGUGCAAUAACAUCACUCAUUCAUGAUUCAUUCACAAAGCUGUUUUUCUUGACUAUAAAUCAUUUCUGACUGGUUUGAUUGAUAUGUUUAGAAUAAACAUGGUUUUUUCUAAUAGCAGUAUUUAUUUAGAAAGAGAAUAAAGUGUCAACGUUCCAUUUCUAAUUCAAUAAGAAACACAAUCCAACAUAUAAAGGAACAUCAAUUACAUUUAAAAUUGUUAUUGAACUCACCUGAUUAGGAGGGGAGACAGGGCAUUGAGUCUGCAUACUCCUGUGGUUAGUGUUUUGCCUAGGUCCCGUCACCCUAUGAGAUUUGAGUAUUAAUAUCAUAAUGAUAGGGGGCACUAAAAAGGAGGAAAUUAUAAAAUAUAAGGUAACAAAUGUACCUACAUGCCCCUUUGCAAUGUGUGGUGGGUAAAAGCUUACCAAUGGAAUCAGGUGGACAGUCAUGCUGGAUGCCAACUCCCUAACUAGUAAAAUGUCUGGCAAAAGGUCCCUCACCCAUUUGAAUGCAGUGGGUAAGGGGUUACAAAUGAAAGACAGGGGUCAGAAAAAAAAAUUAGAUUUAGGUAACUGAACAGAUAGAUAAAUGUUAGCUAUAUGGUUGUAAAGAGCCCAGAGGCAUCAACACAACAACCAAUGUUGGCAGCGUAAUGGACUCUAUGGAAAGCAGGCAGCAGAACAAGAAGAAUCCAAUUAUUGUAUAAAUGCUAUAUGUCAAUCUAGGCAACAACUCUGGUAACACAUCUGACUUAUUAUUUUAUUUUAUUUAUUUAUGCUUGUUUGUUUGUUUAAGAUAAACUUGGCUAUUUUUUGCCCAGCUUGUCCCCUUCAAGUUUUAGAUUUGUUAAAUUGAAGUAGAAAACUAGUAAUCUCCAAAAAAAUAAAAAUAAAAUAGAUUUUGUUUUAAACCUUUAUUUUAUAGAUGUUGACAUGUGCACUGAAAUGGACCAUGGAUGCCAGCAUACCUGUGUUAGCGUUCCCAGUUCAUAUUAUUGUGAAUGUAACCCAGGGUACAAACUGAAUGCAGAUGGGAAAACAUGCUCUGGUAAGUUUAAGUGUAUACAUUUUAUCUGAAUAGUUUAAUUUGUGCCAUAUGUAUUGCAAAUAUGUUGUGUAAAAACUACAUGUUUACCAAAUGUUCACUAGUAAAGGAACACUCCCAAGUACCGUAACCAUUAUAGCACAUUGUAGUGGUUAUGGUUCUAUAGGUGCCCUGGCACCCUUCUCCUAAUGUAAGUAGUCAAACCUUUUAUUAAUGACUUGACUUCUUACCUAGGGACUUCAUGACUCCAUUACCGACCUCCUCUUGGGCUCCACUCAGAUGACCCUGCAUCGCAGGGAUUACCUCAGGAGAGGUAACAUAAACUCCUAUCAGGAGCUUUCACUUCUGGCUGUGAGGAGGUGGAAGUGGCACCUUGUGAAUCGCAGAUAAGAAGUCAAACUGUUACUAAACAAUUUCACUAUUUACAUGAGGGGGAGGGGCACCAGGGUAGUGUGUUGUAGUGGUUAUUUUGCUUGGAGUGUUCCUUCAAUGUGACUAAGCUCUGAAUAAAAAGCUUCUACAACUAUUUUUUGGGGUGAUAGCCUGGGAUGAGUUGUGGCAUAACCUGUGUGAUGGGAGUUCUAGUAGAGAAAAUGGCAGCCACAAUUUUGACUGCCUAAGUAUUCAAAUUCCUGUUGGAAAUUGAAGCUAAAGCAAAACUCUGCAGUGUUUAGCAUCACAGUGAUUUAUUUGUUUGUUUCUAAUAUUUGGAGGAGUUAAAGCAUGUUUUGAUAUAAAGAAAAUUGGCUUAGUGCUUGAAGGGUCUCUUUUAAAUUCAUGACUAAAAUGGGCUGAAAAAAAGGAAAGGUUCCUAAAUGGAAUUAAUGAAGAGCAGUUGAGAUCAGUGGUUUUGAAUACUGGCUUGCCAUCUUUCCCAAUGAUGACUGGUGAAGUUUAAUGAAGAGAUGAACCCUCUUAACCCCAUGAGAUGGCAUGCCUGAUUCAAAACCAGCUAGAUCUCCAGUCAUCAUAAUUGGGAGAAUGUAAACUGCAGGUAAAACCAUGACAGACACAUGUCCUUUCAAUGCAGUACAGCCUUGUACUCAGACAUAAUUUGCUUGAAUAUCCUUACUGUUUCAGUUUUCUCUUAUUUGCUUCCUUCGAGGACAAUCAUUGGUUGUUUGUUUCUUCUGCCUGCAAUGCUAACCGCUUUAUUUUAACUUGCUUUAAUAAAAAAAAAACUUGCAGAUUGCAGACCUCAGCAUGUAGUUAUCCAUGUGGACAUUGUCCACUUUUCAGAAUUCUUUUAACCUAAAUUCAAUUUAAAUCAUUAUAUUGCCAGUUUUGUGUCAUAAAUCCUUGGCACAUAUGAUGUUUUUACAUCAUGCCCUUCAAACAUUUUACUUUAGAGUUUACAGUAAGUAGAUUGUUUUAUUCCUCCGAAUAAAGUAUUUUAUUCCUUCUGGAAAGAAGUAUACAUUUGAGAUGUUGAUCUCUAACUUAGUUUUUUUGUUACCCGGAUAUUGCUGUUCUUAAUUAAUUUCUUGAAACUGGGCUAUCUAAGUGGAAUUGCCCCAAGUCAAAACAUGUGUCACACUUCUGCACUCACGUUUCUUAAAUUUACAUUUUGUUUAGCUUGUUAUAAACAAUGCUUUUAUUAAUUCAUUGUACGUUUUGUUGGUAUGUUGCAAUUCCUAAUCUUAAAAUAAAAGUAAGUGAUUGAAAACUCCCCAUAAAUACUAAAUACAUAAAUCUUUUGUAAAGCAUGAAAUAUUUAUUGUGUGAUACAACAAAUGCUUGAUCUAAGUAUUUACAAGAAUUGCAUAUGUAAUUAGCACAAAAUCUUCUCUCCUUGGAACAUAAACAUCCAUUCAUCGCCCAUUUUAUAGGGCAAAAGUCAUGUCUAUUGUAAAUUGAAACUUUUCAUGCAUGACUACUUAAUUCAUCCAAGUCUAAGAAUAUUGAGUACAAUUAUUACCAUGCCCCAUCAAAUUGUUCAUAGGAAUAAUUGAAAAUAAUUCAAUAAUUCCUCUCUAUUUAUUUUAUAUUUUGUGUAACCAUAUCUAAAUAUUCAAGUUUUAUAAUUCACCAGAUUACACGUUUUCACAGCGUCUAAUAACAAUAACUAAAACUAAAUGGUCCACUUAAGGCCAUCAACAAGUGUCCAGAUGUACUAGGCAUGUUACAAGGUAUGACUUAUUCCAAUAUUAAAACUAUUGUACAUCAUAAACUACAUAGUUACAUAGUUACAUAGCUGAAAGAGACUUGUGUCCAUCAAGUUCAGCCUUCCUCACAUUUGUUUUUGCUGUUGAUCCAAAAGAAGGCAAAAAAAUCCAGUUAGUUGCAAUUUUGCAACAAACUAGGGGAAAAAAUCCAGUCAGAAUGGCUGUCAAAUAUAGAAUACUUAAAUCCAAAUGUGUUAAAGUUGUUGCAACUCACGAUGAUUUUUCAUUUAUGUCUGCAUAAUAUAUCUUUUAGAUAACUGGAGAUUUCUUUUUCAGUGAUCAAUAUGUGCCUCCAAGGAAAUCAUGGAUGCGAACAACUUUGCGUGAGCUCCCCUGGUUCUUAUUCAUGUGCCUGUAGUAGUGGCUAUCAACUAAACAAUGAUAAAAAGACUUGCUCAAGUAAGUCUUGUCACUCGAAGCUGGAUAUUGAUUGUGUUUUAUAACAGCAAAUGCACAUUGUGAACUGUGACAACAAUUGAUUAUGAAUAUCUGUAGAGCAGAGGGUUGACACAAUGUACUCCGUUUAAUAUUUUGGGAUACAUUUUUCAAAUUAUUUAAUCAUUUUGGGUACGUUUUUAAAAUGAUUCUUUUGAAAUAUUACAAUGUAAAAAAUAUUAAAACGUGUUCUUCAAAAUAUUAAAUCCUUAGAAAAAAGUAUCCAAAAUUAAUACAUUUGGGCCAAUGUGGUUUAUUCACAAGUAGUACUGAACUGAAAAUUAAAUUGUAAAAGUUAGGCUUAUGAUAGAUGUUUUAUAAAAAUUAUAAAACUAUAGUCACAGCUUAGCUAUUCAGGCCAGAACUUUUCAUCAAGAUCUCUCAUUAAACCAGGACAUGUAGACAAUUAAUAGGAAGAUGUCAGAUUUUAGGCCACAAUAGCUAAACUGGAAAACAUAUCUGUGUUGGAAAAUAUAUCCCCAAAACUAAAUAAGCAAUUCUCUUGCUCCACAAAGGAUUCCUAAGUUUACAAUUUAGUGAAUAACUCUAACAGAAUUUAUGUCAACAUUGCUGAGUUUUACAAACAACAAAAUGUUCAGUGCUUGUUACAUGCAAACAUUAACGGACCUGGAUAAAGGCUUCUUCAAACAGCAGCCACCACCUCUGUGACACAAAGUAAAUAGCAAUACAUGGAGGAUUGGAAAAGACUUUGCUUGUAGUGCAAAUGGGGCUAUCUCUUGUCUGAAGUCUAUUUAAAGACUAUAGAAAGAGAUGGAAAUAGACAGUUGUCAGUUGCUACAUCAAACUCACAAUUAAGAAUGCUGUUGCAUAUCUUAGAUUUUCCUUUGUAAUAUAGAGUGAAUAAACUUAUGUUGUGAUUAUGUAUCACUCACCAAUGUGACCAGCAUGAUACCUAGUGUGCAACUGGCUCUCAUGGCAUCUGAUAACCCUGUUAUACCAAGAAUGUUAUGAGUGAGCACAUAGCUGUGUUGAUUGGUAGACUUGUGCAUUUGUUUUCAGCUGAAUUGCAAUUUGUCUGAAUUUAAGCUUACUAGCGGGUUGUCCAGAUUACAUAACUCUGAAGCUCCCAGUGGCAUCUCCAGGAUUCAUAUUUAGGGGGGGGCACAUGACGUGCCAGGGACAAAAGUAAGGGGGCAGUUAUAAAAUGUGUAUAUAUGUGUGUGAGUACAUAGACUGACCCAUACACACACACACACACACACACACACACAGACAGACUGCAUCCUCACACACAGACUGACCCAUACACACACAGACUGACCCCAUACAUACAUACAUAGACUAACCCCCCACAUGCACAUAGACUGACACAUACACACAGACUGAACCCUCCCCUCCUCCCCACAUACAGACUGACCCCCACACACAGACUGAACCCUCCCCUCCGCCCCACAUACAGACUGACCCCCACACACAGAUGAAACCACCUACUCCCCCCCACACACACACACAGACUGACCCCCCCCACACACACACACACAGACUGUCCAAUACCACUCACACUUACUAGCAGGUGCCUGGAUGCUUCUGUGCAGAGCUGAACUCUGCCUGUCUCCCCCCUGCGCUGCUCCACCCACCCCUUGCACUGCUGCUGCAGCUUGUGAAGGGAGGCUUGGUACUCCUGGCUUCGAUUUCAAUUGGGGGGGCACAAAAGGGGGGCACUGCAUGAUGUUAGGGGGCCAACACCCUGUGCCCACCCCCCAUCCCCGGUGACACCCCUGGAAGCUACACGUGGAUCUAUAGCCGAACAACAGACUUGAGCAAUGGAAACACAUAUUUGUUUAAAUCCUCUGUGGUGCCAAUAAAAAGAGAUUUGUGAUGGGAAAUACACAUAAUUGAUGGUUAGAGGCCAGCCAUGUAAUGUUGCUAUUAUCCACAGAUCAAAUAAGAAGUGACUAUAAAAGGAAAAAAAGGAGAACUGGCCAUUACUUUUCAAAAUCAUGUGCUUUUUCUACCUGCAACAUUGUCAUGCAGCACUGAAAAGAAACAGGUGCAAAAUAGUAAGCACUGGAUCAGAGAACUGACAGUCCAACAGAAAGUGCAUAAAGAUUGCUGUCAGAAAGAGGGGUUUAAAUAUACACGACUUAGAAAAAAAAAUAUGUAAAGUUUAUAUUAAAACAAAUUGAUGUUCCUUUAAGCGUCCUUUAAGCGCCCUUUAAGGGCUCUUUAAGCGUCCUAUUGUUUUCUGUUUAACUCAGUAGAAUUUAGCAUUUAAAACAAAACCUGAAACGAAUUCCUGGCAUAAUUGUUUGUUUGUUUUUUUUUGUCUCAUAACAAUGUAUUUAUUUGGAUUCUGGACAAAGGCUUCACAUUUUUUGUUGAUAUUUAUAAGCCCAUUUAGUGUCGACAAUCAACUUAUAAAAAUGCAAUAUCAGAUGGAAUGUCAAUGUGAUUGUAAAAUGUUCUAUAGAUAACCUGAAGAUCUUCCUUUUCAGUAAUAGAUCUGUGUGCCAAGGGAAAUCAUGGAUGUGAACAACUCUGCAUUAGCUCCCUUGGAUCUUACUCUUGUGCCUGUCAUACCGGUUAUCAACUAAACAAUGAUAAAAAGACUUGCACAAGUAAGUUCAUAUUUUUCUUAGAACACAUUUUUUUUAAUCUGGUUUAAUAAUUGACAUGAUUUUCUUUUCUUUUUUUUUUAAGAUUUUUAAAACAUAGACAUAAUAUUUCCAAAAAGUCAGUGUACAAAUCAGACCUCUUCCAAUCCCUACAAAAAAAGACUGUUAAGAACUCGAGUCAAAAAUUUGACAUGCAAAAUUGCAAAUCUGUUUUACAUGGGUAAAUAGCAAGGAUUUUUAAUCUAGAAAUAAAGAUUAACUUAAUUAUAUUUCCCCAAUAUGUUAAAAUAAACAGCAAAUCUAUUUGCGGAGAAACAGGACUUGUAAUGUUUCUUGUAAUCAUGUUUCUAAAAAUAUUGGCAUAGCUUUCUGCAUGCUUGUUUUCCUGUCCUUCGCUCUGUCUGUCUAUUUAAAAUUAUACAUAAAGUCCUCAUAAAACACAUUGAUAGGGGGGCGUGGCCUGACAGCCUAAGGAGACAGUCGCAUGGUGCUGGAGCUCCCCAGGAAAAUACACUAAUUGUGUCCAAAAGUGGACUUUAUUGUUCUUUUAUCGGCUAACAGUUUGUUGUAAAUCCUGGGGAACACACUGCUAAGCAUUUGGAACUCUCUUGUCUGAAACUGGAGGACAAAAAAAGUUUUUGACUAGCUGUCUACAGCUGCACUCGGAGAGAAGGGUGCAGGUGACCCUUAGCCUUGAAUUGGAGCCAGUUACUCUUCUUACCUGGUGUCAGUCAUGUGCUACUCCUAACCUCCGAUACAUCCUGUUUAGUAGCUUUUGGACUAACCUCAGAGCUUCCAGCUUUGUGGUAGAUGUUAUCAAGGCAGGUAGGGUGCCAGGCAGACCCCAGGUAAUAAACCUUCUAAAAAGUUUUUACUAAGUCCAAUGGGAGCGCCAGGGCUAUACUGGCAAAAUAACCACUACAAUGCUGGUUUUUGUGUUUUUGUAAUAUAAAGCUUGUUUUUAUAAGUAAAAAAGUUUUAACUCUUUAAUUUAAAUAUGGUUAUAUUUUUAUUUAUUUAUUUUGUAACCUUUCUGCUAUGAAUUGGUUAAAAGCACCAAUUUUGUUGUGAUGUCAGACAUUUUAAUUAAACAUGCUCAGAUAAUUUGAACUUUUCAAUACCAUGGAGCCUUGUGUCUUGAUAACAGAAGGAAACGUGUCAAAAGACGGGCUUUCAUUUCUUUCCAACAUGAAAUAUUUGUCUGAACAAGAUCCCUCUGUAGGUUUGAUUAAAUCUGAAAACAAAAUCUAUAAAGAACUUUCAUGUCUGUCCAGUUUUGAAUGAAAUAACUUGUGAAAUAGCCCUGACCUUUUUCUAUACUGAUUUAUUUCAGAAGAAAUGUCAUCGUGUUAGUAAUAUUACACUGAAUACACUUGGACAACAAAUUAGCUCAUGACAGAGUUGGGGGUUUGUUCUGCCAGUGUUUAAUCCCUUGAGUGACAGGUUUAUACCCAAUGCAAAGCAAUACACAAUUGCUUUAAUUCCUCUAUAACUCAAAACUUAGGUAAAAUGGUAUGUGAUUACUUAAUGCUUUUGUCUAAUGACUUCUAGUGAUUAACUACUGCUCGUAUGGGAAUCACAGCUGCCAACAUGAAUGUGUGAGCAUUCUGAAUGGCUACUACUGUCGCUGCAAUGAAGGAUAUACUCUCCAGAGUGAUGGAAAGACUUGUUUGGGUAAGUGUACUAUAAAGUCUUUCCUUUGCUCAUAAAAUUACAUAAGGAAUUUGUUUUAAAAAAGUGACAUCUCAGUCAUUACAUUUUGUAAUUAACAGUGUAAAAAAGUACACUAAACUUGCAUCAUUUAUCAGUCUAGACUGCAUUGCCACUGAAAUAAUUAGAGGAAUAUUUAAAUAUAUAUAAGAAGCAGCAUUGCUGCUAAAUUCAGAUACACUCAACGUCAGUUUAGAGAUCCAAGUUUUUUACUACCAAGACUUGCAGACUGGCAUAUGAUGGUAAUUAAGCUCAGCUGAAUACGUAGCUGAAUUCAGCUAUUAUGGCCUACAAUUCGAAUUUCAUUCUGUACUCACUUUGAAUUCCACACAAUGCACUAUAGUGAAUAAACCUGUUAAAAAGAACCCCCAAAAAAACAAACAAAUGAAGCUACGCAGCAAAAUAAAAGUUUGUGGUAUGGCUACCAAUAGCUUGACAAGUAGUUUCAUUUGUGCUUUUCAUGAAUGAAACUACUUAAUAUUAAUAAUAUAAAAGCUCUGACAUUUACACACUGCUUCUGAAAACAAUAUAUAGAACAACUUGCUGACGCUUUGGAUUUGCAGCAAAUGGUGAAUAUUCAGAACCAACAAAUUUGAUUUCUGACUAGGACUUUUUUUCAUAGACUUUAAUGGCAGAACCCACUGGUUGGCAAUUGCCAAAUUACACAUCUUUAAAAUAGACUUCCAUACAUCAGAGUUUACUGAAUUAACAGAACUAACUAUUUCGUUUCAGCCAAUGACAUGUGCAAUGUUUUGGAUCAUGGUUGUCAGUUUAAAUGUGUCAGUACUCCUGGUUCAUACCACUGUAUUUGUCCAGAGGGACAAGAUCUGCAAGCUGAUGGGAAAACAUGCAACAGUAAGUAUAGCAAAUACUGGUUAUUCUUUGUAUUCUGAUUCCAUUCUGUUUGUCUUAUACUCUACCCAUUCAGAUAAACCAAUGGGUGGUUAUUACUGUUGACCAAGUGGGUAAAAAGAAGAAAGGCCCAUUCAGUGCUGUUCGAAAUUGAACAAGCACAGUAUAUUGUGGAGUCAAAUACAAAUCAGAUCCCACUAUUGUUUAGGCUAAAAAGUAAAUAUUAUAUGUUGCACAUGGAGAGGUCUUUUUUCUCUAAGGAAAUCAAUAAUCUCUCAAUCUCAGAAAGAUCAGAGGGGAAAAUGGAGAAAAAUCCCAAAAAUAAGUAUAUCACUUCAUCUAAAAGUGUGAAUUGAAAGGGAGUUAGUUACACAUAAACAAACAUUAGUUUAUUUACUAAAAUAAGCUUUGUGGAAACCUGGAUGGAAUUUGUAAAUUUUAGAUCAAGGUACUUUCAGCAAUUACUAAACAAUAUUUCCCAUAUUUCACUGCCAGACAAUAUGUUGGAAAAUGGAAAGGGCCACGGUCGAACUUCCCUGCUAUAAAAUGUGAAGAUAGAGCUUGUAAUCGUAAUGAAGCGCAAACAGGUCUAGAGUUUAAGAGAACCUUUAAAUCAGGGGUGGCCAAAAUAUAGAUCUACAACUCCCAUGAUGCCAUAGAAAAAGUGUCUGUUGGUAAUGAAUGAGGGGAACAAAUUACCCUCAGAAAAUCUAAUGUGGGGGAUGAUAAUCGAUAAAAUCCACCAGUUGUGAUAGUGUAGUUUUUAAAAUUGCAUGUUUAACUGUUUCAGAAAAAUGUGAAAAACAUAUCGCAUUGUAAAAACGUUGCCCACAGAUUUAUUUUUUUUAGGUCCUAUUACAAUCCUAUAAGGCAUUUAUCUUUUUUAAAAAAAAAAUAAAAGAAAUAAAACCUUUUUUUUUAGUUUAUUAUAGGAUUUUAAAAUACAAGAACAUUAAAGGUCAAAUAGACAUCAAAUAAACAUACAAGUAACAAUCAGUCAGAAGCAUUCCCCAAAAGAGAAUAAUGUUACAAAUGCUAACAAAAGUAUUUAGCAUGAAAAGUAGUAUUUAAGAGAAAUUAUGAAAAAUUGUUAAUUCUGUUUUGUAGCAAUACUAAUUGUCAAUUUUUUUUUUGCAGAAUGUUCUACUGGUAACAUUGACUUAGUGUUUGUUAUUGAUGGUUCAAAGAGCGUCCGACCACACAACUUUGAACUUGUAAAGCAGUUUGUAAUUAAGAUAGUAGAGAAUCUGGAUAUUUCUGCCCAUGGUACACAUGUUGGGUUGGUUCAGUACUCCAGUCGGGUGCGCACAGAGUUCCCUCUUAGUCAAUUUAAAACUGCAAAUGAUAUCAAGAACGCUGUGAAGAAUAUACAGUAUAUGGAGAAAGGCACAAUGACCGGUUUGGCACUCAAGCAUAUGGUGGAACAUAGCUUCUCUGAAGAGGAAGGAGCCCGGCAUCCUUCAAAGAAUAUACCAAGAAUUGGUUUGGUGUUUACUGAUGGCCGAUCUCAAGAUGAUAUUUCUGAAUGGGCUAAGAAAGCUAAGGAAGCAGGUAGGAAUAAUUAAAAUUCAACAUAAUUUAUUUAAUAUGUGGAAAUAGGCUUACAGUACCUGGAACCCUAGUCUUUAUUAAAGGUACAGAGACCAUGAAUACUGAUUGGACUGUAGGUUUUGGUAAAAAUAAACUUUUUCUUUUGUAUUUAGGAUACAUAAUCAGAAAACUGAGGUGAAUUAAAGAUGUGGUGAUUAAUCCUCUCACGAUGGAUGUAUGGGAGGAUAGAUAGAUGGAUGAAUGAUGUAGAUCAGCCAAAAUAUAGUUUGCUUAAUUUUAAGUAAUCUCAACAAAAAUGAUUAAUUAUUAUUUUCUGUGACAGGUAUUACUAUGUAUGCCGUGGGUGUUGGUAAGGCUGUUGAGGAUGAAUUAAAUGAAAUUGCAUCAGAACCAGUUAGCAAGCAUUCCUUCUACACAGCAGAUUUUGGUACAAUCAAUCUAAUUGCUGAGGAUUUCAAGUUGAACAUUUGUCCAGGUAUGUUAAAUUAACAUAAUUAACAGGUUUAAUUAACAUCAUGUUAACAGUUUUGCAGCUUACAUUGUUUUCAAUUGCAAAUAUAGAUGCUAAGUUUGCAUUAGUCAUACCAACGAAAAUCAUUUAUCUGCAUUGGGCAGUAUGAACUAAAGUUCAUUAGUGAUGUUGUACAUACCACAUUUAUUUGGAAGUUAUGUGCAAAAUAAUAUGUCAGUUGCAACACAUGUUUACAAAAUGUAUAUUGAAAACAAGCAGUACAUCGUAUUAUUAAAGGAGUUUUUGUCUAUCGAAUAACCAAGUUCCCUAAAACUAUCCUUCAUGUUUGUAAUCAGUAACAAGAUUGGCCACUCCAAGCACCAGUGAUUGUCAUUAUAGUCUGUGUGCAGGGUUUCUCAAUGAAAUUAUGCAUAUAAAGAGUUAAAGGCCUUUGCAGGCAGACAUGUAACUCCUCCCCCAGCAGAGUCAUUAGCCAGCUCAGAACAAAAGACAGUGGACCUCAGAACCAUUGUAAAUGGUCCACAGGUCCACUGUAAAUGGAAUUUUCUCAUUACCAAUAUGUGGCCACACCUAUUAAUUGUGUAAUUUAUUUUAACCACUUUCUACCAAUAACUAAGCAUAAAUUACUCAUAAUUGCCUAUUUAAUUAAAUAAUUAAACAUUGAAUGAAUAAUGAAUGUUAUGAAAAGUAAUUACUAUCGUCAUCAUUAUAUUUUGUGUUUUCAGAGGAAAUAAAAGGAGAGACAGAGUUUAAGAACCCAUGUGACUGUGAGCACCUGGUCAGUUUUCAGUCAAGCACUCUUACAACGCUCGGAAACCUUUCUGAAAAACAUAUCCUUUUGCCAUUUUAUUGUAAAGUGAUCCAAUUUCCUAUUAAAGAGGGGACACUAAAAAAAAAUGCCAACACAACAUGUGGCAGCAUUGUUUUUAUUACAGCCCUUUUUCAUGCAUGUUUUAACAAACCUUAAUGGAGACAUCUGGACCCCCUAUUAUACAGUAUGGAGAGGGACCAGAAGGACAUGGACUUAAUAAAUAGCAAGAAACCAUACAAAAAGUUAGAUAGAUUGUAGAUUACUUUCAGAAAACAUGACAUUUGUGGCGUAUUUAGAUUAAUCAUGCAACAUUGCAUUAAUUUGAGAAUUUGUGAUAACAUUGUACUCAUUUUGGACAUUUAGCAGUUUCAAGGUUUGAAACUUUGCUUUGAGUUUUAAUUACGUCCAGGUGGAGCACAGGUCUAGUUCGUCCACAAGUCUUUACAUAUAUUCUAAUAGUAGUAAUUAAAGACUGUACAAAAGCAUGAAGAGGUCACUUGCAACAUAUCUUUCUUCUCUCUAAACUAGUGAUAUUGUACAUAGUCCUAUUACUACUCCCAUAUAGGCCUCGGUGUGGGUGUUGGAGACCAGGAAUGUCAUAACUGCACCCUCUUCUUCAGUAGGCCCCCUUGUAGGCAGCACCACUGACAGCUCUGUGCAAUUAAAAUAUCCACAAAUGUCUGCACUGCUAUUGGACUUUGUAGGAUAGUAUGAACAUUGCAGUUUCUCUAACACUGAAAUCAUUUACAUUGCAGGAUUAAGGGCAUAGGAGCAGUUGACUCAUACCACUUCAAUAAGAUGAAGUGGUCUGGGUACCUGUAGUGUCCAUUUAAUGCAUUUAGGGCAUAAUGACACGUCCUGCAGAUAUGGUCAUAGCAGGGGUAAUUCCCUGCUGACAAAAGGGAGCCCCAGGUAUUAAUUGAUAUACCUGUGGCUCCACUAAGUCUGCAGGGGUCAUUUUUAUUGGCCCCAGUCUUUUUGAUAAGAUGCAUGCAGCGCUGGAAGUCAGCAAUGCAAGCAUCUCUUUAACUAGGCAUUUAAAUGCCUAAAUAAUGAUCACAGUGUGAGAAGAGAUAAAUCCCUGCUCACACCACUAACCUCCUGGUAUCAAUGGAUACCUAUAGCUCCUGGUAGUCAGAUUGUACCAUUUUAUGUGGCCCCAGACUGACUGCCUACACAGAGACCUUUAAGCUAUUUCAGUUGCACAGUUUCAGUAUUUCUGGGCUGCAGGCUGCUUUAGAAAGUUUCCCCAGGGUGUGAACAGACUUUGGCAGGGUCUCCCAGCCUGUCGCUGAAUAUGACCGGUGCUGAGCUUCGCCUGGUGCUCAGCACCAAUCUCAGUAUAAUUGACUGGGGACCAGGCUUCAUUCAUAAGUACAAUAUGUAGAUGGCACUUACAGACCACUAUCUACUGUGUUAAAUAGUAAAAUCCAUUUCUAAUUGCAGAACUGAUAUUAGCAGUGGUUUACAUUAUGGCUAGGUGUUAGUAGAGGGGUUAGGAUUAUGGUAGUGUUGGGUUAGAUUUGGGUAUAUUGUAUUGUAUUGUAGGGUUUUAGUUAGUGUUAGGGUAGGGUUAUGGUUAGCUGCAGGGUGAGGGUUAGGGUAAGGUAACAGUUAAUGCUGGGUAUUGGUUAAUGCUGUCUUAGGGUUAGGGAUAGUGUAGGGUUAACUGUAAGAUUAGGGUAGGCAUACUGUUAAAGUUAGUGUGGGGUAAAAGGGGUAUGGUUGGUGCAGCGCUAUGCGCCAGUGUGGGGGUUUGUAUAGGGUAAGCGUUAACUUUCAAACAUUAAUUUAGAUCUCAUACAUAUUUAUUAGGCAUUCAACAACCGUACAGGGUUAACAACAUUCUCACCAACUGACAUAUGAAUCUAGUUUGAGUUAUUUUUAGAUGCAAUGGAUGUGUAAAAAUUAUUAUAAGCAAAAAUAUAUAUUUCUUUCAAUUUUUUUCCUUUCUUAAAAUUUUAUUUACAUGUAAUGUUUGGUAUAUCGAUAGGAUAUUAAAUUAAAUCCCCUUCUGUGCUUUAAAAAAACAAUAUAUUAUUUAAAUAGGGGCACUUGAGCAGAAACCUUUACAACCCUUUUAGUCUCAUGAAAUGAAAAAUGGAAAAUGUCUUUUUUUUUCUUUUUUUUUAUAAUCUAUAAAUAUAAUUUGUAAAAAUAAAAAAUAAAAUGUCUUUAAUGUUGUUACAUAUUGCAGGUGGUUUCAUUGUGAAACCACUGGGCUUCUCUAAAAAUAAUAAUUUCAUAGUUUCUUAUGAAAAUCUGCAAAGCAGUUUUUUUUAUUUUUGUUAUUGAAUGUUUUGCAGAAUGAACUUGUCCAAUGUGAUUCCUUAAGUGUGCACAUCUACGAGAUGGCCCCGACAUAUGAGCCGCUACAUAGGGUUUGAACCUGUUUUGUUGUUUUUGCAGCCUAUUCCGGAUAAGUGUUGAGGAUGAGGAUGCCCCAACUAGGCCUGCAAUUAUAGACAGUCAAAAUUCUUUACAAAUAAUGUAG